Messenger RNA from Oryza sativa Japonica Group (Japanese rice), 1240 nucleotides. The record is from RefSeq and is a predicted model, not a curated record. Lineage: Eukaryota; Viridiplantae; Streptophyta; Magnoliopsida; Poales; Poaceae.
AACCCACGCAGCUGCGCGGUGAGCACAAAGCGAACUAUUCUUUCGCCUUUUACUAAAGAAUACCGUGUGCGCGCCGCAAUUAGCAGCAUACGCUAAUUUUUGGAGGGAACCGACUCUUCUGAGGAGGGAAGUUUCUCGUUUUGUUUUUGUCUGCUCUCCUCCUGACCGAAGGGAAGGAUAUGGAAUCAUCUGAUGCUGGGCAUUUUUUUUCUUUUUAUAACGCUUCCUCUGUUUUUUCAUUGGAUGGGACGGUUAGGAUUUGUUGUACUUCUCAAUCCAAUGAUGAUGAAUUAAUGUAUGACGUGGCUCAUCUUAGGUGACAUCUCAAGAUUAACUUUUCACUAAUGUAGAUGAGGCCGAGAAGGCGAAAAGAAGUUGUUGGGUUCCGAGGAUUAGGCCCACAUAAGACGUAAGCCCACUUCCAAUCUUCCAUUCCUUCCACCUCUUCCGUCACCACGCCGCCGCAGCCGCACGCGCAGCGCAGGGGAAGAAGAAGAAGAAGAAGAAGAAGCGGAAGGCCUCGUGCAGGAUGCAGGCGGUGAGAACCCUGGUGCUGCGGCACCUGCGUCUUGCCUGCCGCCGCGCGCCGCCCUCGGCUGCUGCCUGUGGUGGCGCGAGGCCGGCGGUGUACCGCGUCGUCGGCGUCGCCCCCGGCCACCGGGGGAUGGCCGCGUCGGCGGGCCAGGAGGGUGGGCCGCCGCGGGAUUUCUCCGAGGGCGCUGUCAGGGCGCGCGUCGUCGAGCUCGUCAAGAAGUUCGACAGGAUCGACGCCGACAAGGUAACUGAGACAGCAGAUUUCCAAAGGGACCUGAGUUUGGACAGCUUAGAUCGGGUGGAACUCGUCAUGGCCUUUGAGCAAGAAUUCUCCGUUGAAAUUCCUGAUGACAAAGCCGACAAGCUUUCCUGCUGCGCUGAUGUUGCAAAAUACAUCAUAUCUGAAUCCCAAUCCAACAAAAGUAACGCUGGGAGCAUUUAAAUUGCAAGCCAUCACAAAGCAGAUUUUUUGCGCCCCUUGAAUCUCAGCCACAAACGGCAUUUCUAUUUUAGAUAAUGCCACAAAGGGAACUUUUGUUGCCAUUUUUGAUUAUGUUGUAGCUCCAACUAUCAAGUCAAAUGCAUCAGAGCUUUAUGUAGUGAGAAUAUUUGUCGAUGACUGAAUUACUGAUACUUGUUAUAUGCAAGGUUUCAACCGUUAAUCAUGGUUGAUGUUUAUUAUAACUUUAGUAGCAAAUUGAGUUUA